Molecule: messenger RNA, 564 nt
Organism: Panicum hallii
Lineage: Eukaryota; Viridiplantae; Streptophyta; Magnoliopsida; Poales; Poaceae
Product: protein MNN4-like
Exons: 2
Coding region: 1-564 (187 amino acids)
Source: RefSeq, a predicted model, not a curated record
AUGGGCAAUUCUGCUGUGUUCGAAUAUGAAGAUGACCUGGACAUGGCUGAGGACAAGACUGAGGAUGAGCAGAAGGAGGCCGAGGACAAGACUGUGGAGCAGAAGGAGGAGGAGAAGGAGAAGGAGCAGAAGGAGUUGCAGAAGAAGGCUGAGGAGGAGCAGAAGAAGACUGUGGAGCAGGGUGAGAAUGGAAAGGACAAGGCUGAGGAGGGUGGUCUGAAGGUUGAUAAGGUAAGUGACACUAAAAGUGGAAGAACUACAAAAGAGAAGGGUGAGAGCAGAGAUGACAACAAGAAGGCUGAGGAGGAGGAGCAGGGUGUUGGGAAGGAUGAUGACAAGGCUCAAAUAAAUGAGAAUGAAAAGGAAAGAGACACUGCAAGUGGAAGAACUGGUGACAAGCCCAGAGAUGACAGGACAAAAGAAGAGGACGGAGACACUGAAAGUAGAAGAUCUGGUGAGGAGAAGCCCAGAGAUAACAAGACAACACAAGAGGAGAACAGAAGCAAAGAGGAUGAGAAGUGUGGAGAUGGCUUAAAAGGUGUAUACGAGAAGGACACAGGAUGA